AUGGAAAGUAAGAGUGCGUUUGUUGUCGGUACAGAUGCCGAGCGACCGCCUACCGCCAACCUGGCCGGUGCUGACGAAGUUACUGGUGGUUUCGAGGAUGCUCUCUCCCAAACGGUAGUAAAUGAGACAAGAAGCAAAGAUUACAAUUGGGGUCAUAAUGUUGAAGAAGUCGGUGAUAAAUUCCCGCACGCUGAAAUUAUCCGUCAAGAUGUCGAAAGGGGAGUUGUGACAAUUGAUAAUGACUACGAGGAUGCAAGCUGUCAAGACUCUGCGUUGUUACUUCUCAAUAACAUGCCUAAGUUUGAGCCAUUAAUCAAGCCAAACCCGGAAACGAAUGUCUUUACUCUUAGCGGUUUUUUGGGAAAUAACGCAACAAUUGUUGACGCUGAAAGCACCUCUAGUCUUUUCAGUCAUGAGGCACUGUAUAAUAUGUCUCUGAUUUACCAAUCUCAUAUAAGAAAAUGCGCUGAAGAAAUAUGCAACGAUCAAAGAAUCGUUAUGGAGUCCAUUAAAUCUGUGGACACAUACUGCGCAGAGAUUAUCCAGUCGAUGAUCAAUCGCCAACUCCAAACCAAGACAGUAUCUGAGCAACUCACAGUUGUGAACGGAAUGAUGAAACAAGUCGAAAAAACCCACAAGCUGUUAUAUGAGACGUUUCAAACGCUUCAAAAACUCGAUACCAUACUUCCAACAGAUCUAAGCUUAGAUAAUCAACCCCAGACACAAUGGUCAUUAGUGCGAAAGCUAUUUCAAAAUGCAAAAAAAAAGCCACUAGCCAAGGGGUCGUUUCAAUUUGAGUCAAGGCGACUGAACCUGCAACAGAAACGCACUAUUCCCAGCGCAGUAGCCAUCAAUUUUGAUUCUGUAUUAUCAUCAAAACAUCAAGAGUAUUCUGAUACCUCAACAUUUACUAGUCCAGUAGGAAGUCCUGACCGCAUCUCUGUUCUAAGUAUGCCCGGUUUGUUAUCGAGUUCCACAGACAGUACUGCUUCUAACAAACUAAAAGAAAUUUUCAUCAGUACGAACCCAAAGUCGCGGACAGAAGGGCAAACAUCAUGGCUUUCAACAUCAUUUGGGUUUAGUCCAUUUAAAGAGAGUUUAAAACGUAUCAGUACUAGUGUUGGGACAGAUAGUCUGCUGGGUUCAUCGAGUUCUCGUACACUGCAGAACUAUGGCUCCACAAGUUCCACGAUACCUCUUACUUCCCUUCCUGCUCAGAGUUUGAAGUCACCUGUUAGUAUUGGUGGUGCCAAGUCUCCAUCAUCGUCGAUGUCUCUGCUUACUGCAAUGCUCAAGAGAUCUGCUACUGUUAAUGCUAAUAAGAAAUCAACAGAGAGAAAACAGAGCAUUUCGGUACCAAAGGACAAUAAAAACGAACUUGGUAAUACUCCUUCCGAAUUAGACGGUUUAACUAUUGCUCAUGAUUUUACUUCAGAGACAAACAAUUUAGUUAAUGGUAAACGAUAA
Messenger RNA from Paraglomus brasilianum, 1467 nucleotides. The record is from the annotation of a GenBank genome assembly. NCBI's taxonomy places the organism in Eukaryota, Fungi, Glomeromycota, Glomeromycetes, Paraglomerales, Paraglomeraceae.